ACUGCCCCUCUCCCUUCCAAGUUGCCGUGCAACCGCCAUCUCGAACCCCGGUAUUGACCUCACAACCACCCCGCCGACUGUUCACCAACUCACCAAGUCUGGCCCUGAGAGGUGCAAGCCGUGACAGCGCUAUCUCUGAGCUCUCCCAUAAACAGAAGCGGCAUCGCAUACGGCCACCAUCGGCCAGAUUCUGGUCACACCGCCACCAACAUGGACACCUUUAUGCUCCGAGACGAAGCGACAAAGGAGCGCAUUCGUCUCGCAGAGGAAUUCCUCGAUCCCCACGACCAGCAUGCGCGAAGUUACCGAUCCGACAUCAUAUUGAUGCUCCAGAAGAACCAAAGGCGCCUUGUCGUCAACCUUGAUCAUGUGCGGGACCACAACUCAGAGCUUGCCGACGGUCUCCUUUUCGACCCUUUCGAGUACACUCUGGCGUUCAACCACGCUCUCAAGGAGAUUGUGAAGACGCUGCCGCAGGCUAGGCCAGAUCAGACCGACGCCGAGGUCUUGUAUUACUGCGCCUGGGCCGGCAGCUUCGGCUUGAAUGCUUGCAACCCGAGGACGCUGUCUUCUGACCAUCUGAACCACAUGGUCUCGAUUGAGGGCAUCGUGACAAGAACCUCUCUCAUCCGCCCCAAGGUCGUGAAGAGUGUCCACUACAACGAGAAGAAGAACAUCUUCCACUACCGGGAGUACCGUGACCAGACAAUGACAAAUGGCCAGACGACUUCCAGUGUGUACCCACAAGAGGAUGACGAAGGAAACCCACUUCUCACAGAAUAUGGCUUCUGCACCUACCGCGAUCAUCAGACCAUUUCGAUACAGGAGAUGCCCGAGAGAGCACCGGCUGGCCAGUUGCCUCGGGGUGUGGAUGUCAUCCUUGACGACGACCUGGUGGACAAGGUCAAGCCCGGUGACAGAAUACAGCUCGUCGGCAUUUUCAGAACGCUCGGAAAUAGAAACACCAACCACAACAGCGCGCUCUUCAAGACGGUUUUACUCGCCAACCAUAUCGUUCUGUUGUCCUCAAAAGCUAGUGGGGGCGUUGCCACUGCGACUAUCACCGACACCGAUAUUCGCAACAUCAACAAGAUCGCCAAGAAGAAGAACCUGUUUCAGCUUCUUUCGCAGUCCUUGGCCCCAAGUAUCUUUGGCCACGACUACAUCAAGAAGGCCAUCCUUCUGAUGCUCCUUGGCGGUAUGGAGAAGAACUUGGAGAAUGGAACUCACUUGAGAGGUGACAUCAAUAUCCUCAUGGUUGGCGAUCCGUCGACAGCCAAGUCUCAACUGCUGCGUUUCGUCCUGAACACGGCGCCUCUCGCCAUUGCCACCACUGGCCGAGGCUCGUCCGGCGUCGGUCUGACGGCUGCUGUCACAUCUGACAAGGAGACUGGCGAGAGAAGGCUCGAGGCGGGAGCCAUGGUCAUGGCUGAUCGCGGCGUCGUCUGCAUUGACGAGUUUGACAAGAUGUCUGAUAUCGAUCGAGUUGCUAUCCACGAAGUCAUGGAACAGCAGACAGUAACCAUUGCCAAAGCUGGAAUUCACACGUCGUUGAACGCCCGCUGCAGUGUCAUCGCUGCGGCCAACCCCAUAUUCGGCCAGUACGAUCCGCAUAAAGACCCGCACAAGAACAUCGCCCUUCCAGACUCACUUCUAUCCCGUUUCGACUUGUUGUUUGUCGUUACAGAUGACAUUGAGGACACCCGGGACAGACAAGUCUCAGAGCACGUGCUUCGCAUGCACCGGUAUCGUCAACCUGGCACGGACGAGGGCGCCCCAGUCCGAGAGAACGGCCAGCAAGCACUUGGUGUCGCCCUACAAAGCCAAACCGACACGCAGAAGCCCACAGACGUGUUCGAGAAGUACGACGCGAUGCUUCACGCGGGCGUUACUGUCACUUCUGGCCGUGGUGCCAACAAGCGUCAUGAAGUGCUCAGUAUCCCUUUCAUGAAGAAAUACAUCCAGUACGCCAAGAGCCGUAUCAAGCCAAUCCUGACGCAAGCCGCCUCUGAUCGCAUUGCCGACAUCUACGUUGGCCUUCGCAAUGAUGAGAUGGAGGGCAACCAGCGGAGGACAUCCCCUUUGACCGUUCGUACUCUUGAGACUCUGAUUCGUCUCGCCACAGCCCACGCCAAGUCCCGCCUCUCCAACAGGGUCGAAGAGCGUGAUGCUGCUGCCGCCGAGGCUUGCCUCCGUUUCGCCCUGUUCAAGGAAGUGGUUGAGGAUGAGUCGCGCAAGAAGCGCAGGCGCACACAGCAAGUCGAGUCCGACUCUUCGGAGGAAGAAAGCUCGGAUGACAAUGGCGACGACACAGCUCACAGAGGAUCCACCGCUCGGGCAAGUGCUGCGAGGUCGAAUCGGCGCAGCCAGGUCAGCGCUGGAAACCGUCGUGCUCGAACAGCAAGCACGCGGAAUGGCAGCUCUGUUCCCGCCAAUGACGAAGAGGAGGAAGAAGAAGAAGACGAGGAAGAGCAGGCUUCCGCGCCUGCGACACGCCGCUCGGGUCGGACCAAUGCCGGAGCCUCCUCGAACGCUCUUCCGACGUCGCAAUUGUCGUUCGCUUCCUCCAUUCCCGCUUCACAGCUUGAGACGCAGGAAGACGACGAGGAUGAGGAAGAAGAGGAGGAUGAGGACCUCGCCUCGGGCGCGGCAGCGCUCAACAUCAAUGCUGAGAUCACUCCUCAACGGCUCUCGACUUUCCGCACCGCGCUCGGCCAGCUACUCAACACGGACUUAUUCGAUGACGACUCGGCCACUGUCGGCGACGUCGUUUCCGCCGUCAACAAGCGCCUCGGUGGCUCGUCGCAGACCUUCACUCGCGACGAGGCGGUCAAGGCGCUACGUAAGAUGGACGAGGCGAACCAGGUCAUGUACACUGAGGGAGAACUCGUUUAUAAGAUCUAACCGACUCAGUCUCUCGUCCUUCCGGCAAACAGGAACUGGCUGAGCAGGAACAGGGAAUCGGAGUGGUUGCAGUAUGAAUAUAGACAAAGCGAUGGCGUUUGGAAAUGUUUGGUGUGCCAUGUCAGGAAGUGGCGUAAGUGGUGGGUGUUCGUUGGACAGCGGAACGAGGUCACAGGCUGUUGUCAUGAAAUGCCCAGGAUGACAAGAUGUGCAAUGAAACGCGACGACGAUGGAACUAGUCCGGCAUGAGAUGUACAAUAAAGCGAUGACCCGAGCCGCUUUGGCGCCAAUAAAUG
Molecule: messenger RNA, 3200 nt
Organism: Microdochium trichocladiopsis
Lineage: Eukaryota; Fungi; Ascomycota; Sordariomycetes; Xylariales; Microdochiaceae
Product: MCM2/3/5 family protein
Exons: 3
Coding region: 211-2904 (897 amino acids)
Biological process (GO): DNA replication; double-strand break repair via break-induced replication; DNA strand elongation involved in DNA replication
Cellular component (GO): MCM complex; nucleus
Molecular function (GO): ATP hydrolysis activity; single-stranded DNA helicase activity; single-stranded DNA binding
Source: RefSeq, a predicted model, not a curated record